AUGGCAACGCUAACCGCAACCCCGCUGCCACCUCACAGGUUCGAACAGCAUGUCGGGUUUGACAACCUCCCGGUCGGAGAGGCCACCAAGAACAAUCCCUCGUCUUUUACUCUACAAGCGAGGCACCAGGGCUAUCAUGCGUCACGGAGAUCCCGCACCUUUAUGAUCGGCGUUGACGAGCACACCUACUCCCAGUAUGCGCUGGUAUGGUUGCUUAACAACAUGGUGGACGACGGCGAUGAGGUGAUUUGCGUGAGGGUCCUGGAGAGCCCUGUGCGGCCCGAUAAGAAUUACCAAGAAGAUGCGAAGAGGUUGUUGGAAACUAUCAAAUCCAAGAACGAGCUCAACAAAGCGAUCAGUAUUGUGCUGGAGUAUUCGGUGGGGAAGCUUCAUGACACAUUCCGGCAGUUGCUCGGGAUUUACAACCCCUCCAUGCUCGUAGUCGGCACUAAGGGACGGACGCUGGGAGGAUUGCAGGGGUUGAUGAAUGCGCGAAACUCAUUCUCAAAGUACUGCCUGCAAUACAGCCCUAUUCCGGUCGUUGUUGUUCGGCCAGACGACAAGCGACUUAAGAAGAAGGAGAAGCGGUCACAGGAUCCGACUCGACAGAGCUAUGCUGCCAUGCUGGCUUACAAUGCCGGCAAGCACGAGGCGGACAGCGAGGCAAGCAGCGUUUACGAGUUUGAGAAGGGAAUAUCGCCCGACGAAGAAGCGCAUCGAGUCGCCGCAGCCAUUGGGCUCCCUGCGAGGUUCGAUCCGACCAUAAAAGCAUACAAUCCCCGCGAUUCACUCCGCGAUUCGCAUCGUCGGCGGUCUUCGCCGUCGACAGCUGCUUCAGGAAGAUCGACAUCCCUUUCUCCGCCUCCGAUGCCCCUUCCAGGCGAGAGCGGCGACGAGGAAAGCGGCGACGAGGACGACGAGUUUGAAGUUGAGGCUGUCUCGGCUCGCCAGAUUACGCCCGGUGUACGCAAAAAUUCGGGGCUCGAGGAGCAGAAGGAGCGACUCCACGCUAUGGAGGUUGGAGAAGCAGCUGCGCUGCUCAAGUCUGGAAAAUCGAAAGAGGUGGAAGAGGACGACGAUGACGAUGAGUCGCAGGAGCGGACGGCGGAAGACGCUGCCAAAUCAUAG
Molecule: messenger RNA, 1128 nt
Organism: Parathielavia appendiculata
Lineage: Eukaryota; Fungi; Ascomycota; Sordariomycetes; Sordariales; Chaetomiaceae
Exons: 2
Coding region: 1-1128 (375 amino acids)
Source: RefSeq, a predicted model, not a curated record